Molecule: messenger RNA, 1532 nt
Organism: Annulohypoxylon maeteangense
Lineage: Eukaryota; Fungi; Ascomycota; Sordariomycetes; Xylariales; Hypoxylaceae
Exons: 2
Coding region: 322-1356 (344 amino acids)
Source: RefSeq, a predicted model, not a curated record
UCUAUUGGCCAGUUCGUACCCUGACUCACGAUAGCUCGGCAACUUAAAUUCAAACAUUAUAGCUAUGAAGACAUACGUCGGUUUAUUCUUUUGAUAAAGCGGAUGAAUAGAGCCUCCAUUAGAUGUCCGAAGUGAUGGCUUCAAGGUGUAAAAGUCGCCGAGGUGGGACGUUUGUGGGGAUGUUGAUUAGAAAGUGCUGUUGGUUGAUGUGAAUAUUCACCUUUCCUGAUAUAAUCCCUGUGAUGCUAUUGGUAUAUAAAUUCGAGCCAUUGAAGACGAUAUUGUGAUAUCUCUUAUUGAGGUAGUCUAAGAUCGUUAAAAAUGAGCGAAAACACCAAACCCCGCGUCCUAAUCAUAGGCGCCGGCGCCAUGGGGGUCGUCUCCGGAUACUAUCUCCAUCUCGCCGGAGUCGAAGUAACAUUCCUCAUCCGCCCACACCGCGCCGAAGCCCUAAACCGUCCCCAAAUCCUCUACUGCUACGACGACAACGCGCUCAAGACAUACAAAGAGUACACCUACCUCACGAACCCGUCCGACAUCAUCGGCGGGAAAUACGACUACAUCAUAGUAACCCUCGACGGCGCCUCCCUACACAGCCCCGCCGGAACCUCGCUCGUAAAAACCAUCGGCUCCGCCGCGCGGCAAGACCCAAACACCAAGAUCCUCCUCGGGACCAUCUUCUUCGACAUCCGGACCUGGUUCCUCUCCGUGUCCGGGCUCGCCGCAGAACAAGUGACAACGUGCCACUUCGACAUCCACGCCUACGCAACCAAAGCCGUAACCCUGCCCCUGCACCCCCCAACCUCCGCCGCGCUCCUCGCGCAAAGCGACUUCGCGUACACCGACAAGCUACCGCAGGGCUUCACCACGGACGACAGCGCGCGCUCCGUCGCGGAAGGGUUCGCGGCCGUGUGGAAUAAAUGCGGGAUCUCGACGUGCGCAGUGAAGUCCGCGACCGAGUGCGCGGCGUCGAUCAACUCGCUAUUCCCGGUGUUCGCGGCAUGCGAGAUAACCGAGUGGCCCAAGUUCCGGGAUAUUUCCUCCGCGGACAAGGAGAUCUGGAGUCUAGUCGUGGCUGCGGUGAAGGAGAUACAGGGGUUGGACGUGCAUGGGGAGAUAGGGCUGAAGAUGGCACGGGAGACGACGGAGGAGGGGCUGGCGAGGGAACUUGCGGGGUGGGAGGAGGUGAUGAUGCCGUUGGAUGUGCAGGGGUUUAAUCGCUUUCAUCAUGGGGCGAAGUUGAGGGCGCAGGGGAGACUGCAUUUGGAGAGUUGUGCUGAGAGGGGUGAGGCGGAGGGGAAGUCGAUGGCUGCGUUGAGGGAGCUGAUGCGGAGGGUUGAGGUUAAUGGGGCGUAGUGGGUUGGGUUGGGGUUGGAUGACUUGUGGUUGAGGCUUUCGGCUGACUCCCGAGCGAGACUCGCUUUGCGUAGCCGAGCCGAGUUUGCGGUAAGGGACCCGUGCGGUUGGGUUGGUUUUACGAGGGUCAUUCGAUAGGUUUGUGAUGUAGUUUACAAUAUAAUACGAUAUCCGCU